Messenger RNA from Galeopterus variegatus (Sunda flying lemur), 3654 nucleotides. RefSeq names its product hypoxia inducible factor 1, alpha subunit (basic helix-loop-helix transcription factor) (gene HIF1A). Gene Ontology annotation, molecular function: RNA polymerase II transcription regulatory region sequence-specific DNA binding; protein dimerization activity; DNA-binding transcription factor activity, RNA polymerase II-specific. The transcript has 15 exons. Lineage: Eukaryota; Metazoa; Chordata; Mammalia; Dermoptera; Cynocephalidae. Gene Ontology annotation, biological process: cellular response to hypoxia; regulation of transcription by RNA polymerase II. The record is from RefSeq and is a predicted model, not a curated record. Bases 294 to 2489 code for a protein of 731 amino acids. Gene Ontology annotation, cellular component: nucleus.
GCACAGAGCCGUCUUGUCUGAGGGGACGCGAGCAUCGCCGUCGCUGUCGCGUUGUCCAGGGCGUCGCGCCGGACCCUGACAAGCAGCCUGAGGAGAGCCUCUGAGCCGGAUCCGGACCCCUGCGAUUGCCGCCCACUCCUCCGGCCUCUGGUCCCACGCGGGGUUUCCCGCCUCGCACCCCCCACCUCUGGAUUUGCCCCCCUCCUCUCUCCGCGUGUGGAGGGAGCCAGCGCUUAGGCCGGAGCGAGCCUGGAGGCCGCCGGCCGUGAAGGCAUCGCGCGGUCCCAUUCGCCAUGGAGGGCGCCGGCGGCGCGAACGACAAGAAAAAUAGGAUAAGCUCUGAACGCCGAAAAGAGAAGUCCAGAGAUGCAGCCAGAUCUCGGCGAAGUAAAGAGUCUGAAGUUUUUUAUGAGCUUGCUCAUCAGUUGCCACUUCCCCAUAAUGUGAGCUCGCAUCUUGAUAAGGCUUCUGUUAUGAGGCUUACCAUCAGCUAUUUGCGUGUGAGGAAACUUCUGGAUGCUGGUGAUUUGGAUAUUGAAGAUGAAAUGAAGGCACAGAUGAAUUGCUUUUAUUUGAAAGCCCUAGAUGGUUUUGUUAUGGUUCUCACAGAUGAUGGUGACAUGAUUUACAUUUCUGAUAAUGUGAACAAAUACAUGGGACUGACUCAGUUUGAACUAACUGGACACAGUGUGUUUGAUUUUACUCAUCCAUGUGACCAUGAGGAAAUGAGAGAAAUGCUUACACACAGAAAUGGCCCUGUGAAAAAGGGUAAAGAGCAAAACACACAGCGAAGCUUUUUUCUCAGAAUGAAGUGUACUCUAACUAGCCGGGGGAGAACUAUGAACAUAAAGUCUGCAACAUGGAAGGUACUUCACUGCACAGGCCAUAUUCAUGUAUAUGAUACCAAUAGUAACCAAUCUCAGUGUGGGUAUAAGAAACCACCCAUGACAUGCUUGGUGCUGAUUUGUGAACCCAUUCCUCAUCCAUCAAAUAUUGAAAUUCCUCUAGAUAGCAAGACUUUUCUCAGUCGACACAGCCUGGAUAUGAAAUUUUCUUAUUGUGAUGAAAGAAUUACUGAAUUGAUGGGAUAUGAGCCAGAAGAACUUCUGGGCCGCUCAAUUUAUGAAUAUUAUCAUGCUUUGGACUCUGAUCAUCUGACCAAAACUCAUCAUGAUAUGUUUACUAAAGGACAAGUCACUACAGGACAGUACAGGAUGCUUGCCAAAAGAGGUGGAUAUGUCUGGGUUGAAACUCAAGCAACUGUCAUAUAUAAUACCAAGAAUUCUCAACCACAGUGCAUUGUAUGUGUAAAUUAUGUUGUGAGUGGUAUUAUUCAGCACGACUUGAUUUUCUCCCUUCAACAAACAGAAUGUGUCCUCAAACCAGUUGAAUCCUCAGAUAUGAAAAUGACUCAGCUAUUCACCAAAGUUGAAUCAGAAGAUACCAGUAGCCUCUUUGAUAAACUUAAGAAGGAACCUGAUGCUUUAACUUUGCUGGCCCCAGCUGCCGGAGACACAAUCAUAUCUUUAGAUUUUGGCAGUAAUGUUAAACCUAACAGUCCCAGUGAAUAUUGUUUCUAUGUGGAUAGUGAUAUGGUCAAUGAAUUCAAGUUGGAAUUGGUAGAAAAACUUUUUGCUGAAGACACAGAAGCGAAGAAUCCAUUUUCCACUCAGGACACUGAUUUAGACUUGGAGAUGUUAGCACCCUAUAUCCCAAUGGAUGAUGACUUCCAGUUACGUUCCUUUGAUCAGCUGUCGCCAUUAGAAAGCAGUUCUGCAAGCUCUCAAAGUGUGAGCACAAUGACAGUAUUCCAGCAGACCCAGAUGCAAGAACCCACUAUUAACGCCACCACUACCACUGCCACCACUGAUGAAUUAAAAACAGUGACAAAAGAUGGUAUGGAAGACAUUAAAAUAUUGAUUGCAUCUCCAUCUCCUACCCACGUACAUAAAGAAAUUACUAGUGCCACAACAUCAUAUAAUGAUACUCAAAGUCGGACAGCCUCACCAAACAGAGCAGGAAAAGAAGUCAUAGAACAAACAGAAAAACCUCAUCCAAGAAGUCCGAAUCUUUUAUCUGUCACUUUGAGUCAAAGAACUACCGUUCCUGAGGAAGAACUAAAUCCAAAGAUACUAGCUUUGCAGAAUGCUCAGAGAAAGCGAAAAAUGGAACAUGAUGGUUCGCUUUUUCAAGCAGUAGGAAUUGUAAAUGGAACAUUAUUACAGCAGCCAGAUGAUCGUACACCUACUACAUCACUUUCUUGGAAACGUGUAAAAGGAUGCAAAUCUAGUGAACAGAGUGGAAUGGAGCAAAAGACAAUUAUAUUAAUACCCUCUGAUUUAGCAUGUAGACUGCUGGGGCAAUCAAUGGAUGAGAGUGGAUUACCACAGCUGACCAGUUAUGAUUGUGAAGUUAAUGCUCCUAUACAAGGCAGCAGAAACCUACUGCAGGGUGAAGAAUUACUCAGAGCUUUGGAUCAAGUUAACUGAGCUUUUCAUAAUCUCAUUCCUUUUUUUGGACACUGGUGGCUCAUUACCUAAAGCAGUCUAUUUAUAUUUUCUAUAUCUAAUUUUAGAAGCCUGGCUACAAUACUGCACAAACUUGGUUAGUUUAAUUUUGAUCCCCUUUCUACUUAAUUUACUUUAAUGCUCUUUUUUAGUAUGUUCUUUAAUGCCAGAUCAUAGACAGCUCAUUUUCGUAAUUCUUUGGUAUUUAAACCAUUACAUUGCAGUAGCAUCAUUUUUAAAAAUGCACCUUUUUAUUUAUUUAUUUUUGGCUAGGGAGUUUGUCCCUUAUUGAAUUAUUUUUAAUAAGAUGCCAAUAUAAUUUUUUAAAGGCAGUAACCUUUCAUCAUGAUCAUAGGCAGUUGAAAAAUUUUUACUUGGUUUUUUUUUUCACAUUUUAAAUAAACAAUAAUGCUUUGCCAGCAGUAACAUGGUAGCCACAAUUGCACAAUAUAUUUUCUUAAAAAAUACCAGCAGUUACUCAUGCAAUAUAUUCUGCAUUUAUAAAACUAGUUUUUAAGAAGAAAUUUUUUUUGGCCUAUGAAAUUGUUAAACCUGGAACGUGACAUUGUUAAUCAUAUAAUAAUGAUUCUUAAAUGCUGUAUGGUUUAUUUAAAUGGGUAAAGCCAUUUACAUGAUAUAGAAAGAUAUGCAUAUAUCUGGAAGGUAGGUGGCAUUUAUUUGGAUAAAAUUCUCAGUUCAGAGAAAUCAUCUGAUGUUUCUGUAGUCACUUUGCCAGCUCAAAAGAAAACAAUACCCUAUGUAGUUGUGGAAGUUUAUGCUAAUAUUGUGUAAUUGAUAUUAAACCUAAAUGAUCUGCCUACCCUUUUGGUAUAAAGAUACUUUGAGCAGACUGUAAAAAAGAAAAAAAAUUAUGCAUUGUUAGCAAAAUUGCCUAGUAUGUUAAUUUGCUCAAAAUAUAUUUGGUUUUAUGCACUUUGUCGCUAUUAACAUCCUUCUUUUUUCAUAUAGAUUUCAAUAAUUGAGUAAUUUUAGAAGCAUUAUUUUAGGAAUAUAUAGCUGUCACUGUAAACAUCUUGUUUUUCUAUGUACAUUGUACAAAUUUUUCAUUCCUUUUGCUCUUUGUGGUUGGAUCUAACACUAACUGUAUUGUUUUGUUACAUCAAAUAAACAUCUUCUGUGGACCAGG